ACUGUCAUGUCAUUUUUUGUUUUUGGUUUUGUUCAAAAACUGAAAUUCAGGAUUUUUGUAUAUUAUAGUUAAUUUUUAGAAAUUAAAAAAUGGAUGAACUGGCAGAAUUUGAUGAUGAAUGGGAUGAUGAUAUGUUAAAUAAUUUAGCUGAUGCAGAAGCCUCUUUUACUGAAGAUAAUUCAGAUUCAGACAGUCCUCAGGCCAAACAUUUAGAUGCUUUAAAACGCUUAUUUGGCCAUAAAGAAUUUAGACCGAUGCAAUGGAAAAUUAUUAGUUCAAUAUUAAACAGUAAACGAGAUAAUUGUGCUAUCAUGUCUACAGGUUAUGGAAAAUCACUUUGUUUCCAAUUUCCAUCAGUAUAUAGAGGUGGUGUAACAUUUGUUAUUUCACCUCUUAUCUCUUUAAUGGAAGACCAAGUUUUAGCUUUAAAAGUUGCUAAUAUUCCAGCUUGUUUACUAGGGACAGCUAAUAGAAACCAAGCAACUACUAUAUGUGAAAUAGAAGAGAAUAAAUAUAGACUUGUUUAUCUAACUCCCGAAUUUUGUUGUGGGGAUUUAGGUACAGACUUACUAAUAAAAUGGAGUAAAACAUUAGAUGUAGUUCUGUUAGCAAUAGAUGAAGCUCAUUGCGUGAGUAGUUGGGGCCAUGAUUUUAGAGCUCAAUAUAGAAAGCUGGGUAAAUUAAGAGACAUUAUGCCUGAUGUUCCUAUUUUAGCGGUGACUGCUACAGCUACUAAAAAAGUUCGCGACGACAUUGUUAAAAAUUUAAAACUAAGAAACCCCCAACUUGUAUGUACGAGUUUUGAUCGACCAAACUUUUAUUUGAGCGUGAAACCGAAGACAAAUAAUGUUUUAAACGACCUUGAAUCAGUUAUGGUGAGGAAAAAUAAUAAGCUACAAUUCUCAGGACCAACUAUUAUUUAUUGUAUAACCAGAAAACUAACAGAAGAUAUAGCUGCAUUACUUAAAGCUUCAAAUAUUAAUUGUAGUCCUUAUCAUGCCGGUCUGCCAUUAAAGCAGCGGCAAGAGGCACAUGAAAAAUUUGUUAGAGAUCAGGUAGAAGUAGUGGUAGCAACUAUAGCAUUUGGUAUGGGUAUUGAUAAACCCGAUGUAAGGAAUGUAAUUCAUUAUGGAAUAUCUAAUAGUAUAGAGAAUUACUACCAAGAAAUAGGAAGAGCAGGUAGAGAUGGCCAGCCAGCAACCUGUGUUUGCUUUUAUUCUGCAGCAGAUUUUAGGUCUCAUAGGUUUUUACAAAAGGAACUCUCUGCAAUCAAUAAAGAACGAAAGGAAGCUCUGUUAAACAAUAUUACGAAUUAUGUUGAAACUACGGAUUGUCGAAGAAAAUUCAUCCUUUCAUAUUUCGAGGAGACGAUGAAUACAUCUAAGCGAGAUAGAUGUUGCGAUAACUGUUCAGCACCGAAACGAACUAUCAAUCUUGAAAAUUAUGAAGGAUUAGACACCAAUGGUAAUUAUGAUUUUUCCGAGGAUGCAAGGUUAUUUUUAUCCGUGAUUGAUAAUAUGCCUGGGUAUGGCAUUAACACCUACGUUAAAAUUUUAGUAGGAAAGGCUGAAAAAAAGUAUGAAUAUUUGUAUGAUAAGCCUCUUUGGGGAUGUGGAAAAAGUAAAUCAAACAAUUGGUGGACCGAAAUUGGUCGUCUUUUGCUUAAACACAAAUUUUUAACAAACAAAAAGUCUGCAAAUAAAUUUGUUGUUGUGUACAUUCUCUCGGACACUGGAAAACGUUUCUUGAACAGCACGGGAAAAUUAAUCACGGCUCCAACUGAUACCAUAUUGGAAUGUUUAACAACCAAAAGUUCAAUUUGGAUAAAAAAAGGUGAUCAAGUAACUAGUAGUCAGUCCACUAGCAGCCUGCAAGCGACACCAUUGGACCAAUUUUCAAAACAAGAAGUUGAUACUAAGACAUCGGAGGUAUACAGGUUGUUAGUGAACAAAAGGACGGAAAUUGCAAAUAGCGAAGGUUGCAUGCCUUAUAUGGUGGCUUCUACAAAAGCUUUACAAGAAAUAGCGGAGGCAAAACCUCAAACCUUAAAGCAAUUGGAGUCUUUACAAAUUGAUGGUUUUACGGUAGCUAAAUAUAAGAAAUUUGGUCAGUUGUUGUUAGAGGUGAUUCCUAAUAUGAAGAAGUCGAUUAAAGAAUUAUUGGUAAAAUACCCCCUGCCGGAUGUAAAAAAUAGUAUUAGUACCACAAUUAAUACGUCAUACUUGUUGUGUAAUGCAGGAAAGAGUUUAAAAGAAAUUGCCGACGAAAGGAAGUUUGCCAUAUCUACGAUAGAAACACAUCUAACAACUGCAAUGAAAGUUGGCCUUCCAGUGAAGUUGUCGACAUUUGACGUAGAUAGGAAAUUAGCCAAAACCAUAAUUAACGGAAUCCUUGAAGCAAAUGCAGGUUUAACUGUUUUAACACCGAUAAAAUUCGCUUGCCCAGAAAGUGUUACUUUCGGUCAAAUAAGAGCAUUGACAACAUAUCUACAAAUUCGGGAGCACUUGAAUGAGAAAAAUGCCUUGUAUGAAGAAGACGAUGAUCCGGAAUAUUAUGAAAUGUACAUAUUGGCUAAGAAACGAAAAGAAGAACAAAGUCAAACGGAAAAACUUAAUACGCUUCUUGAAGGGUUGGAAGAAGUAGAUAAAAAUGGUCUUGAUCAAGAAUAUUCACAAAAUUCGAAUUGUUCUGAUGAUUUACUAAUUAAUGCUUGCAAUUUUUAUGAAGGAAAAGAAGAGCAAAGUCAAACAGAAAAAGAUAAAGAAUUUAAAGAAAAAAAUAACAGUUCUUUUGAUGAGGUAUUAUCAAAUGUUCAAAAACAAGAAGAUAGUGGUGGAGACAAAGAUGAAAAUGAACCAAUACUAAAAAAAACCAAAUAUGAUUUUUCCGAGCUUCUAAAUUCUCCCCCGAGAAAUAAAGAUGCAAGCAGCGACUCAGAUGAUACAAUAAUACUCGAAGAAACCGAUAAUAUAAUUUCAUCUAUUGAUGCAGAUGGUCGAAAACAGAACGACGCAUCCAAAGAAUACGUAACUCCACAACCUGAACAGGAAAAGCUCACAACAAUUUCUGCAGGACAGACGAGUAAAUCUAUCAGUUUACCACCAUGGCUGAUGAAGAAGAGAGUAGGUUAAAGGCUGUUAAUAUUGUUAGUGUAAACAUCCGUUAAAAUUUGUUAAGACACAGGUUGUUAAUUUUUGUAUAUAUUUUUAAUCACUAACACUGUAUACUUAGACGGAUCCAUACAAAACAAGCAUUAAAUAUAUGCGUAAAGUGAUUAAUGAAUCUCCAAUUGUGUAUUUUGUACUCUUGGUUAUAAUGUAUGUUUGAUAUUAAUGAUCUUUUUUAUUUAUAGUAAAUUUCCU
Diabrotica balteata is the source of this 3362-nucleotide messenger RNA. The record is from the annotation of a GenBank genome assembly. Lineage: Eukaryota; Metazoa; Arthropoda; Insecta; Coleoptera; Chrysomelidae.